AUGCCCGGGAUUUUUGAUAUUAAGGCACAUCUAGUCUUUUAUCGCAAGUACCAUUUCAACAACACCAAUGUCGCCAUCCAUCUUGUGUGUAUCCCCAUAAUCUUGCUCUCGGCAAUUAGUUUCUCAAUUGGGAAUGUGAUAUUCACUCAAUAUCCAUAUAUAACAACCGGAGUCGUUGCAGCUUGGUUAUACGGAUUGUAUUACGUGAUACUAGACUGGCAAUUGGGGGUGCCAGCCUUCUUAUUCCUAGCAGGCUUCGCUCACGUGCAGCGAGUCUAUUACCUGGAGUUGAGUCCCUCCUCACUCAUCCUGAGGAGUCUGUACAAACAAAUAGCCAUAACAGCUCACAUAAUAAGUUGGCUUGCUCAGUUCUAUGGCCAUGCUGUGUAUGAAAGAAGGGCCCCCGCUUUGUUUGACAACUUGCUCCAGGCCGUGGUGUUGGCACCCUUCUUUGUGGUAUACGAGAUUGCUUUUUGGCUCGGCUUCAAGCUUGACAUAAAAAAAGAGAUGGAUAACCAGGCGGGGAAAUUUGUUAGCGAAAUGUCGAAAAAAAAGAUCUGA
Molecule: messenger RNA, 561 nt
Organism: Metschnikowia bicuspidata var. bicuspidata NRRL YB-4993
Lineage: Eukaryota; Fungi; Ascomycota; Pichiomycetes; Serinales; Metschnikowiaceae
Exons: 1
Coding region: 1-561 (186 amino acids)
Biological process (GO): sphingoid catabolic process
Cellular component (GO): endoplasmic reticulum
Source: RefSeq, a predicted model, not a curated record